Molecule: messenger RNA, 1134 nt
Organism: Diuraphis noxia (Russian wheat aphid)
Lineage: Eukaryota; Metazoa; Arthropoda; Insecta; Hemiptera; Aphididae
Cellular component (GO): cytoplasm
Molecular function (GO): protein binding
Source: RefSeq, a predicted model, not a curated record
AUGAUUUCMAUCUCGGGAUUUGUCUUCCUAAAUGACAUGGACUCGGGACGCAAAUAUGGGACAAGGAUAAGUCAUACUACCUUAGAAAUUGAGGACGUAGAUGGCGAAUACAUUAUGUUUUUAAAGUUGUCCCCGGAUUAUUUGGAAUCCACGUACUUGCUUCGUGACUUGGAUAGCGUAAUAUCUUACGAAAAGAAAGUAGUUCUGAAAUUUUUGAGACCAAAUCAUGAAUUACUURUAAUGUCGGACGAUGCUAAUAAAAUGAUGUGUUUCUUAAAAGAUAUGAAGUGUCUCUCCAAAAAUCUGAAGAUAAAUAUCGGAAAAUCAUUUCUAUUCGAUGCUCUCAAACCGUUUGGKCAUAUUAACGACGAUCAUAACAAACUACAAAAAUUUGAUGUGACUCACUUAAGAAUGCUUGCCCUGGAAAACUGCUAUUUACCUCAUUUGCCUGAAACGAUUGGAGAUUUAACACUUUCAAGUAUUAGUCUGAAUGGUAGUAGAAUUAAUAUGUCAAAAUAUGGUCAAGAUUUGUUCUGGGACUGGAUGACCAAGCAUGACAUAAGUACAUCGUUGGUUGUGUUGGAAAUGAAUUCAAUCGGCUUAAAAAAAUUACCGUUUGAAAUCAUACAUUUGAAAGGUUUACGAACUUUGUCAGUGUCCAAUAAUAAAUUGAAACAUAUACCUCAUUUCAUAGGCGAACUUCCAAAACUCAAAACUCUAAUGGUUAAUGGUAACUCCUUAAGGUACUUUCCAGAUAAUUUAUGGGAUACAGUCUAUCAAACUCUCAACAUAUUAAAUAAUCGAUUCGUCUAUUUGAAGUUUAAUAAGGAACGACGUGAAAAUGCUGAAUUUAUUGGUUUACGAGAUGCUCCGAAAUUAUCAGAUUUAUCAGUUUUGUCCCUGAUUAAUAAUUGUGUAAAAUUCAAGAGGCAAGAAAUCCCUCGUCCUUUGUGGAACAAUUAUGAUUUUGUAUGCCGUUGUAAAAUUUGUAAGAAGCUAUUUGUAUUUAAUGAACAAAAUCAAAAAUUCACUUUUGCCCUUCCAAAAACAGAACAAAUGGUGGGGAUUGGAAGAAUAUAUUGGCAAUUUUUCGAGUGCCCUUCGUGUGUACGUUUAGAAAAUAUUAACAUCUAA